Molecule: messenger RNA, 5289 nt
Organism: Mesocricetus auratus (golden hamster)
Lineage: Eukaryota; Metazoa; Chordata; Mammalia; Rodentia; Cricetidae
Product: U3 small nucleolar RNA-associated protein 14 homolog B
Exons: 1
Coding region: 35-2308 (757 amino acids)
Biological process (GO): rRNA processing
Cellular component (GO): small-subunit processome; nucleolus
Source: RefSeq, a predicted model, not a curated record
CUACAGGUGAUGUGAGAGAAAAUAGGCUGCUACCAUGAAUGUGACCAGGAAUGUGGUAGGCCUUUUGGCUUUGAGCCAGCAGGAAGAACUAGUAGAUUUGCCAAACCAUUACCCAUUGAGUACAAGUGAAGAUGAGGGGGACAGUGAUGGAGAAAGAAAGUGUCAAAAGCUUCUGGAAGCAGUCAGUUCCCUUGGUGGAAGGAAUAGUUGGAAAUUGGCCGAGAGAUCUGAAGCUAGUCUUAUCAUGUCAGAGUUCAAUGUCACUUCUGAAGGGUCAGGUGAAAAGUUGGUUCUGUCAGAUUUGCUUGAACCUGCUGCUACAUUGUCUUCAUUGGCUACUGUGAAAAAACAACUGCUUAGAGUCAAGUCAAAGACUCUGGAUAUACCCCUUGGCAAAAAAGAGGCUGACCAGAUCCUCAGGGAAGCGGCAUUCAGCAAAACCUCACAAAUGCUCUCCAAGUGGGAUCCCAUCGUUCUGCAGAACCGGCAAGCAGAACAGCUGGUUUUUCCCAUGGAGAAGGAGCUGCCAGCUGUUGCUCCCCUUGAACAUGUAUUCACUGGCUGGAAAACAAGAACCCCCUUGGAGCAAGAAGUUUUUAACGUCCUUCAUAAGAACAAACAGCCAGUAACAGACCCUUUAUUGACUCCUGUGGAAAAAGCCUCCCUCAAAGCCAUGAGUCUGGAAGAAGCCAAGAUACACCGAGCAGAGCUUCAGAGGACACGAGCUUUGCAGUCCUACUAUGAGGCCAGAGCUCGAAGAGAGAAGAAAAUCAAAAGUAAAAAGUAUCACAAAUUUAUAAAGAAAGGGAAGGCCAAGAAAACCUUAAAAGAGUUUGAGCAGCUAUUGAAGGACUGCCCAAGUGCUGCAUUGCAAGAACUGGGAAAAAUGGAAGAGGCCAGAGCGAAGGAACGAAUGACCCUUAAGCACCAGGGCAGUGGAAAAUGGGCCAAGUCAAAGGCAAUUAUGGCCAGAUAUGACCUGGAGGCUCGCAAAGCUAUUCAAGAGCAACUGGCAAAGAACAAAGAACUGACACAGAAACUCCAGGUGAUUCCAGAGAAUGAGGAGGAGGAAGAGGAAUGCACAGGAGGAGGAGUAAUCCCUACCUCUGAUGGAGUGAAGGACCUACAGGUGAAUGCAGCUGGUCUAAAUCCCUGGAUGCUCAAGAGUUGCAACAGCAGUGCACAAAGGGGUGAGAUCAAGACUGACCCUGAACAGCUGGCUAGUGGGUCUUCUGAAAGUGAGGGAGAUGAAAGACCAGUGGCAGAAGAACUUUUGUUGAAAGAAAGAUCUUUUCAACAAAGAGUUGAACCCAACAGUGCUAAGCCAGUGGGUAGCCAAGAAACAGAAGACUCUAGUGGCCAGGAGGUAUCUGAGCCAGGGCUAUUGUUUCAGAAACUUCACAAGGAAGACCAUCAAUCUGAGCAGCAAAAAGGGAGUUCAGUGGGAACUGUUCUCCAGAGCCAGAGAGAAGAACUUGCCCCGGAGGAGAGCCUGGUGUUUCAAAAGCUAGAGAGAGCACAUGUUCUGGAAGAACAAGGAGAGUUGGGCAAAGAGGGACAUUAUCAAAAAGAGGGGCAUCCCAGACCUAUGUUAAAAGAAGAGUGGAAGGAGAGGAAUCCACACAGUAUACCUGAUUCCUCUAGAAGAAAGAAAAAGAAGGAACAAAUGAUUGACCUACAGAAUCUCCUAACUGCUAGAUCUCCUGUGAAGUCUUUGGCAUUGCCCACAGUAGAGGAGUUGGAAGAUGAAGUGGAGAUACACCACAAGCAGAUAAUAAAGGAAGCUUUUGCUGGGGAUGAUGUCAUCAGAGAGUUCUUAAAAGAGAAAAGUGAAGCUGUAGAGGCAAAUAAGUCAAAGGAUUUGGACCUGACAUUGCCUGGAUGGGGUGAGUGGGUUGGUGUAGGCCUGAAUCCCAGUGCCAAGAAAAGACGCCGUUUUCUUGUUAAAGCUCCUGAAAGUUUUCCAAGAAAAGACAAGAAUUUGCCAAAUGUGAUUAUCAAUGAGAAGCGCAACAUCCAUGCAGCAGCUCAUCAGGUGCAGGCUGUUCCACACCCAUUCACCCACCACCAGCAAUUUGAGAGGACUAUCCAGAACCCUAUUGGGUACACAUGGAACACCCAGAGGGCCUUCCAAAAGCUGACAGUUCCCAAGGUUAGCACCAAACUAGGGCAUCUCAUUAAGCCCUUAAAAGCAGAAAAUGUGGGCUCCUGCUCUUCCUCAAGGUCCGAUCUCUCUGUCCUACAGAGCAGUCGGAAGCAGCUCUCCAGAAAGCAGCUAAAACAGCUGAAGAAGAGCUCUGCACAUUGAGCUGCUAAGGACUAGCUUCUUUGUUCUUGGGACUAGGAACCUUGAAUGUUUCUCUUGGUUGCUUCAUAGUGCUCCAGGCAUUUCCUAAAUUGACAGAAUACUGUGUAGUUAAGCCACAUUAUAGAGAUAAGACAUUUUUGUCUAGUAAAGAGCUCCCAUUUCAUUUUGAGUUGUGAUAAAGUCAGAAAUGAUCCAUUUAUGGGCAAAAUGACUACCACUAGUUAGUAUAUACUUCCUAUCCUAGGAUUAAAGAGAGAUCAGUGAGUAGGCUGAAAAGUUCAGGCUAGAACAUGGCAGAGGAAGUCUGGGCAGCAAAGAAUGAUCAAUUAGUUUUGAUAUUUAAGUUUAGAUAGCUCCUGAUGUAGUGGUUCAUAUAUGUAAUCAAGCAUUCUGAGAGGCAGAGACAAAAAGAUCAUUUAGUUGAGGCUAUAGAGUACUUGGUUUAAGAAACAAACAACCCCAAAAGUAUUUUAGAAAGAACAAAUUUAGAGAUUUGGAGAACACAAUGAAAAUAGAGGUGAAUAGAGUUCAUUUAAGAAUAAAGUGACAUCUGUGACCAGGUCAUACCCCUGGGGCAAGGGAGGCUAGAAAGGGGUGAACAUAGUAUUUACUGUAAUGGAAUACAUUCUAUGGAAAAAAUUGAGUAGGGCAAAUCUAUUAGAAGAGGCUUUAGACUUAGGAUCACAAGAAUUCCUAAAUUUAUAAGGUAGAUGACAAUGCCAAGAAAGUUAUAUAUAUGAAAGUUGUCAUCUAAAUUAUGAAAUUUUUUCCUCUCCCACUAGUUGGGCCUCAAACCUUGACCUCAGCUCAUCUAUGAAAGGGAUCUACCACUGAGCUACAUCCUUAGUUUUUUUUCUGUUUUGGAGAGGGCCUUGAGCUGUCUACCUGGCCGCCACCUCCCUAGUAAACCUCUGGGAUCGAUAAUGAUUUUUUCCUAUGGUACUGGAAUUGAACUCAUAGGUCUUAUGAGUUCUGUUUAUGAGCUCUGUUAACAAGCUGUAUCUGCAGCUGCCUCCGCACAUUUGGAAGUGUGUCCCUCUCCCCCCAGGGAAUUUUUUUCUCCUUUAUUUUUAAGACAGUCUCAUUAAGUUGUCAGGCCAGGCUUGAACUCGCCAUGUAGUUCAGGUAGACCUUGAACUUAGAAUCUUACAGCCUAAGCUUCCUGAGUAGCUAGGUUUAUAAGCAUGUAUCACUGUGCCCAAGAACUCAUUUAACAUCUGUAAUUCACCUUGUGUCUGUUUUCUUGGACAUAUACAUUCAUUCACCCACCUACUCAUCCAUGUGAUGCUUGCUUCACCAGGUUCUGUGAUGAUGGCCACUAGGGAUAGAAUGAGUAAGAGACAUUGUUCUUUCGUGCAUAGAGAAGAUGGGCAUUAAGUAGUUUUAUAAGCAGUUAUAUCAAUUAUAAGCACAAUAGGUAUUGCUAAGGCAAAAUGUAGAAAGUGGGGAGAGUGGGAAACUUGGGUUAAGUGGUGGUGCACAAAUCCAAUAGGAGAGAGAUGUAGCAGGGAGGUAGGGGAAAGUGGGCAGCAUACUAGUUCAGAGACUUGCCAUUGGGGACAGUACACAAGGCCCAGAGGGUGAUACCUUGUGGAGAGUCUUAAGAUAAAUCUGGGCCUUGUAUAAGGCAUCAGAUAAGAGAAACAGGCUCUAAGCUGACAGUAAGGUGGGAAAAUUAGGGAACUUGGAGAUAGUGCUGUGUCAACUGACAGGCAGUGUUUCUUGGGUCUCACUUAACUACAGAAAGGUUAGUUUUAUUACUACAAGACACAGAAGGAGUUAACAUUUUUCUUACUGUGUUUUGCAUUAUAUGACCAGGAAUGUUAGGAUUUAUCAGUUAUUUUUAGUCAAAUUAAAAUAUCCAUAAGAACCUAACUAUUAUGCCCAAUUAUAAUUUAUUGUGUUAGUUUUGGGAUUACUCACUUACUGAGGUUAUUGAGAAACUUUUCAGCCAGAUUACAUAAAAUUUAGAAUUUAUAGAAUCGUAUGCUUUGCUUUUUUGUUGUUGUUAUGUACUCCAGGCUGUUCUCAAACUCACAAUCUCAAAAUCUGCCUGUCUUUGCUACCAAGCCUGGCCCUAGUUGUAUGUUUUGAGUGAGGUCCUACUAUGUAGCCCUGACUAGACUAAAACUCAAUAUGAACACCAGACUGAAUUUGGACUUGCAGCUAUUCUUCUGCUUCAGCCCCUUCCCUCCCUCUCCUUUCUUCCCUCUCCCUCCUUCCUUCCUCAUGACAAAGUCUCUCUAUAUAAUCCUGGAUGUCUUAGAACUUGCUAUAUAGACCAGGCUGGCCGGAACUUACAGAGAUCCACCUGCUCUGCCUCUUAAAUUCUGAAAUCAUCCUGAGCCACAAUUCAAGUUGUAUGUUUAGAACAGAAAUAUUUUCAAGUUAGUGUUUGGAUUUUCCAGGUUCUAUUUAGUUUCUUGUUUAAAAAAAAAAAAAGUCAUGAACUGACUCAGUGGGUAAUGAUUUUUAGUAUAUAAGUUUUGUUCCUGUUUGAAUGUGUAGAAAUCAUUAUGCACAUGUUUCCUUAAGAUUUUCCUUGAUUACACACAAUAUAUGUCCUCUAUGAAAAAUAGAAAAUAUGUAAAAACAUAAAGAAGACAAAUUAAAAGACUCAGUACUAAUUCUAUAUCCCAAAUAUGGCUACUGCUGAUAUUUUGGUGUUUUUUUGUUUGUUAACAAGUGAAACUAUAUAGUGUAUAUUUAAUAUUCAGCCUACUUUUCCUUGUCAUUAUGUCACAAGAAUUAUCGUGUUAAUAGAUGUUUGAAAUAUUUUUAGUGGCUAUAUAAUCUAGUUAUGUACAUGUCAUAGUGUGUUUGACAUUCCCAGUUAUUGUGUAUUUGCCUUUUUUCUUGAAUGCCCGUUACAAAUAAUUAGUGGAAAUAAUUUUCUUAAAGAUUCCUAGAAGUGCAAAUACUGAGUAAAGAAUUUGAAAAAGCUGAGUGCUUUUAAUAAAAAUCACAAACUUCCUUCUCAA